CGACGGAGCGGUUGGCGUGGCAACGCGUUGACGCUCGCUAUUUCCCCGGAAAACUCCAAGAAAAGGACACGCGCCAGUCUUUGAGACCGCUGCUGUGUUCUUUAGAGUUUCAGUGAGUCGCCAUGAUUGAUUCCUCCGGCGCACAGGUUGUUUUAGCCUCAUCCAGCGACGACAAUCACCCGCCUGAAAACAUCACGGACGGAAACAGCAAGACGUUCUGGAUGUCCACCGGGAUGUUUCCCCAGGAGUUCGUCAUCCGCUUCGCUGAAACAACCAACAUUUCCUCCCUGACGGUGGAGAGCUACAACAGUAUGAGAUUCAAGCAUCUACGGAUAGAAAAGAACACCUCACAGAGUGCUGCUCAGUUUGAGCCUGUCACACAGGAAGAGUUUGAACGCACAGAGGGACAUCUUCAGGCGAAUGCUAUUUCUCUUAAUGGCUGCAGUGCGACCCACCUUCGUUUUAUCAUCGCUGCGGGAUAUGACCACUUUGUGUCGGUGCACAGAGUCAGCGUGCAAACGUCGUGAACCUAAAUUGUGUAUUUGUUGUAAAUGCAAUCCUGAUAACCCAUUAACACGUGUGUGUGUGUGUGUGUGUAACCGGUGCGUCUGUGUUGCAUAGUUUAGGUGAGUCUAUUCAUUUUAAUCUGCAGUAAGAGUCCUGCUAAUCUUUUGGCCGCAGUACUAGCGGCAGACAAAAAACAUAUGGCUUAAAGUUCUGACUCUAAUUCCAGGAUUAGCUUCAAAACAUUUCUACUGUUUUUAGGUUAUGUAAUGUUGUGGAUUCGCUUCUAAAGCUUUGUGUCCCGCAUUCAACUGUCCCCGCUCAUUUCACGAGCUGAUAAGUUGGCGAAGCUUUUCAAAUAAAAGGCUUGGAUUGUGUUGAAUUGCAGACUUCCCCACAAAGGCGCUUUCUCUCUGCGCGAGAGAUAGAGUUAAUUAACUAAUUUUCAGCAGCGGGGGCCUAAAUUGGUGUUCGUACUGUGCUCCCACCUGCCUGCCCACCAACACCCCUGGGCAAUUCCCCUCCAAAGGGCAGGUUCUGACGUCCCCCCACGGACGCCAGGAUUGGUCGCAAAUGCUGCUGGCGGCGGCGGGGUUGGGGAACCAGAUGGCUUCCCAGCCAACCAGCGAGUGUCCAGAAGCUGCUGGCUUAUUUACACAAACUAAUCUACCCGACUCUUACUCUUAUACCCGUCACACACACACACACACACACACACACACACGCACGCACGCAUCCACACAUACAGGAACAAAAGCUUGCACACAAACACUUCUCUCUACCUCCAUAUCUAACCCCAAUGCCGUUUCAACUUGUCAGGAGGCAAAGGCUUCGGCGGCAUACGAGGACCCUUUGGGACUCCUUCUCCAAUUACUUGCUGACUGCGGAGGAGCUUGGGAAAUUUGCAAAGGCUGUGUUUGCUAAAGCUCGGUCUGCAUGCAAGCCUCAGAGUAAACUAAUAAAAUAUGAAAUACGUGCCUGAAUAACUAGCCCCCUGAUAUUUUGGAGCAACUAAUUGCUCAGGGAUACGGCAGGGUUAUAGCACAUUUGAGUAUGCGAGUGCGCGGUGAGUAAUGAGAGCGGGGUAAAAACUGAUACAGUGCUAUUGACUCAUUCAUAAUUUACCUCUAUAAGAGUAUUUACUAUCAUCUUAGAACCGACUGCUGGGUGAGAAAUGGAUAAAACCCCUCCUUCAUGUGGGUAAAAAAAAAAAAUUUUUUUUUACACAAUCUUUGAAAUUAUGAAUGUUUUAUGUUUGCUGGCAGUGAAUAAAUAAGGCAGAGGUCCUUAAUUUGAAUGCCGGGCAGGUCUGCGGCAGGCGCCAUUCUGGAACUAAUGAAUUCAGACCUUUUUUUUGUGCUUAACUGUCAGCCGAUCAGGAGAAUCACAGCAGGAUAUGAGCGCAUCAUUAUCAUGUCACAGCAGCAGACAGGGCCAAGUUAUCACCGUGUGUCCUCUGACGGCUGCCCUUCCAAUCAACCGGGGACAUCUGCCAGGCCAAAUGUCCAUGCAAAGUGAUGCCGAUCGUGACCUUUCUGCAAAAAAAACAACAACAACAAUAACAAAAAAAAAAAUCAUGACUCAGAGCUUAACUGGUGCUAUCUAAUUUGACUCGUGAAAUAUGACACGAAACGAAGAAAUAAAAACAGUCAGGCAAG
This is a messenger RNA of Fundulus heteroclitus (mummichog), 2162 nucleotides long. RefSeq names its product heat shock protein family B (small) member 11 (gene hspb11). The transcript is spliced from 5 exons. The record is from RefSeq and is a predicted model, not a curated record. NCBI's taxonomy places the organism in Eukaryota, Metazoa, Chordata, Actinopteri, Cyprinodontiformes, Fundulidae. Gene Ontology annotation, cellular component: cilium; intraciliary transport particle B; centrosome. Bases 123 to 527 code for a protein of 134 amino acids. Gene Ontology annotation, biological process: intraciliary transport.